GCAGAGCCAACACUGGGCAACCCUCUAAAAUGUUUAUUUGGACCAGUGGCCGGGGAUCUACAUCUUACAGACAUGAUGAGAAAAGGUAAACAGCACCUGUGCUGAUUGUCUCCUGUGGGUUUGAAUAUUUAUGAGUGUGGCACUGGCUUCUCCCCAGUGGUGACACUGGAGAAGCAGGAGGGAUGCCAAGGGUGGGCAUCACAUCCCUGUGCCUCACAACCCCAGCUGCUGCUCCACCAGGCACAGGACCAGCCCAGGAGUGCCAGGGUUGCUGUGCCAAGCCAAAGCAGAGCGGAUGGGCCAUGCCAGAGCCAUGGCUGAAGUCUUCCUUGCUCUCAGGACAUCAGCAGCACACCGUGACCAUCUCUGAUUUAGGUUUCAAAGCACACAAAUCCCCAGCCACAGGCUGGCAGCCCCAAGCCCUGUGAAGCCUUCAUGCUUGUUGCAGGUGUCCUGCCUCCAGCCUUCAGCCACACCAUCCCCCAGCCAGACCACUGUCCCACACAGCUGUUGCACAUCUGGAUGGUGCCUCCAGCUGCCAGAGAUGUUUCCUGGUUAUGCAGGUGCACCUGUGAGUGUGAGCAUGUGUGUAAUACAUUGCACAGUAGCUGGGGGUUUAGCUGCUUGAAGGUGAGCUGGUGGCUCACCAGCCCACUCGAGUGGUGUCACUGGAGUGAGCAGCCUGAAGGAGACAGAGGAAUAAAUGAGUUACUGGAUCUCCCAGGAGAGCAGGGAAAUGUGCCAAAGAGAAGGAAAGGGAAGGAGAGGUUUGAAGUCCACAGAUAAAGGCAGUGCUCAGUUGGGAACAAAAGAAGUUAAAUAUCAAUGAUGAAAGAACAAUUGUCAGUAAUGCUCAGAUUCAUCCUUCCAAAAUCCCUCUCCUUUGUAGUAAGAUUUGCUGGACAGCUUGUCUUAUUACAACAAGGACACAUUUGCCUUUCUUCUCUUUCCUUUGCUCCUUUCCACCUCUCCUUCAGUUCCUCUUGCAGUCACUAUUAAAUGUAAUCACAAAAAAAAUCACACUCCAGUGAAACACAAACAGAUAUCAAUGUAUCUACAGUGCCAAUUAGCAAAAUACACUCUUCAGUAAUUCUGAUGAGGCAUUACUGUUGGCAUCUGCUUGGCAAUAUGCACUCCUGAAUUCAGGCAGCAGAGCUGCCCUCAGGACCCUGAGAUUCUUUGGAGAAUUGGCCAAUUCACUGAAUGUCUCUGCAAAGGUUGCAUAGGUGUUCAGCUCUUUGGAUUAUCUGAUCCCAAACAGAUAUUUUGAAGGCAAAAAUUCCAGCUUUUCAGCAUGAACUUUCAUUAGAGCUGGUUGUCUAAAUGCCUGCUGUACUUCUCUUAGAUUCUUCUUUAAUUGAAUUUUCCCCAGGCAAUGUCCUUCUGCAUUAGAACAGUCAUGGCCCAAGGUCAGACCCUUGAAGGAGAUAUCUGCCCACACUUUGGGCUGGCUGGAAGUUCCUGAUUAGGGCAGCCUUUGACUCUCACCAUGCCUUGAAGCCAGGCUUAUUAACUUGGGCUGAGGGCUCAGCAGAGCCAGGUCAGUACAAAUGCAGGCAGAGCUCAUCCCUGCCUGCCUGCAGAAGCAGGGAAUAGGGAACAGUAUCUCUAUGCCUACACCCCAGCCAUGGCAAAUUCAGAUAUCUUGACAAGCCUUUGGGUGGGUUUAUUUCCCAGGAGGUUCUGUAGAGCUGUACAGGACUUCCUUGUACCUUGUGAGUGAUUAAUAAAAUGCAGGAGGGAAAGGGAGGAAAAGAAGAUGGAAAUAAGAGAGUGCUGAUGGCAGCCUGAGGACUGCAGAGGAGAGGUGUGAACACAGAGCAAGUGCUGUUAGUGGGAGAAGCUCAUCCUCCAGUGUCUGGCAGUGAUUUUAACACAUGUAAGAUCACCAGUGCCAUCAUUAUAUCAAACUGGUGUGCCUUUUAGAAAAAUGACUCACCUUAAAUGACCCUUUCCUGGGAAUUUUGUUCUUUAAACUUCAGACAGGAGAUUGUCAUAUGGAUCAGCAGACUUGUCACCCAACAUAUGCUACAAGCAGAGACUUUUGAUGGGUUGCACCAUAAUAUUAACUGUACUAUAGUGAGCCACUUGCUGUAAAAGAAUCACCUCCUCCUGGGUGGAAGGCAUCUCUCAGGCAUCCUUUUUUUGUAGGAUCAGCACCAGAAUAUCUGUAUUUCAUUGCUGUUUUAGCUAUCCACAAUUCCCUGUCACAUUUUAUGCUUUGGAAAACCAGUCAAGCCCCCAUUCUUUCUCAGCUGUCAAAGAGGCUCCCCAAACCAUUGCAACCAUUAGGAAAACAAAGCAUUGGUUUGGUUUGGUUUGGUUCGGUUCAGUUUUGCCCAGCCUGGUGAAGAGGAAGGAAUUGGGUGAAUAAAUCUGUUAAUAUCUGUUGAAAUCUGCCUACAACCAUCACUGAGUCUAUUUUGAGGGCUCCAGAGACAUUUCCUGUUGCCAUAGGUCUACUAGCAAAAUCAGGUGCAGCCAAAUAUACCUGUAAAGAAAAAUGUAAAGAAAGUAGCUUCUGAGCAGAAAAAUCCCUAAACACAGGGAAUUCUGCAGGUAAGAUACAGGAGUAGUUUCUGACCAUUGCAUUCAAGGGUUUCUAAUAUCAGUAAACACCUCACCAUGAGGACAUCUUUGAGUGACAUCUGCAUAACAACUGUGAUAUCAGAGAAGAGAAUGUGAAUUCAAAGUCAUUCUGAAUAAUUCAGGCAGGCAUCCCUGUCUGACAAGCCCCACGACUGCGUGGUGCCAGAGGAGGCAAUGUCUCCCUCGGUGUCACACCAUGCUUUGUUUGCAAGAGGAAGGCUUUGAAGGUAGGUAAUCUGUGUUUGUUUGAAAUAAAUAAAGUAAUUGCAGUAAUUGCAGGUGCCUGGCUAUUCUAGCUUUCCCGUGAGGACACUUAGCACUCUUUACAGAGCUCUUAGUACUGCUCAUUUUGGAGCAGGAGAUACAGAAGGAUCUGCUGGCCACAUUGCAGAGGGAUCCCCUCACUGCUGCUGUGCAGGGACAUGGACAGGGAAAUCUCUUCUCUGUCCCCAGCAGCCACAGUCACAGCUGAGAUCUCCUCUCUGGCAUCAGAGCCUGGGGAGAGCAGCCAGUCUUCAUCCUCUGAAAAACUUGGCAGAAAGGACGUGGAAAUUCAGCAGGGGAGAACUUCAGUUUGGAAAUGAUCAGGGGCACAAAGACCUUUUGUCCUUGGGGGCUUGCUUCCUAUUAAAUGCCUUUGCACAGGUCAGGAGACCCCAUGUUCUGACAGCUGGGGCUUCUUUACAAACCAGCAGCUCCCCAGGACAUCGUACAGGGAGUUAUCCCAGGAAAUCACAAGUGUUAGAUGGAGUCACCUGAUGAACGGUGUCUGGGAUGCAGUGACCUGUACCUAAACACAGCCCAGCAGGCAGCUGACUGUGGCUGUGCAGCUCUGGGACCCAAAAUCAGCCAGCUAAGCACGGUGUAGCUCCAGCUGACCGAGCAGAGAGAGGCCCCUGAGCUGUGCCAAAAGUUCACAGGUACACGAACCCGCCUCGGCACAGCUGCACACUCAUGUCACUGCCACUCCAGCGAGGGACGUGCUGAGACUGAGCAACAUGCUCUGUUGGUGCCCAAAUAAUGGGCAAAACAUAUUGUGUUCCCCAAACCAGGGCUCAAUGGGGCAAAAAUGUGAAAUUCUGUAGCAGCAGACGUUCCCAGUAUCACACAAAGAGAACUGGCACCUCCCCAGUGCAGGCAUAAGCGUGAGGAGGAGGAGGGAGGGUUGCUCAUCGUUGUCUCCUGGGCUGUGGUAGGACUGCUGGCAUGGGCUGGCAUGUGCCACACUACCACCUGCCCCAGCAGGGCCACCAGGAUGACUCCUGGCAAAGAUUCAGAGGAAAAAAGCCUUGUGAUGAGUACCAGGUUAUCACUUUGCUUUUCAGGGCUUUGAAUAACAAAUAUUAACAAAAGAGAAGUGGUCCAAGCCUGACCUCUGAGAGCUUUCUUUAGUUUUAUUUCCUACAGUAGGUGAGCUUGGAAGAUGCACCUGGCAGGUGGUCACCAGACAGCUUUGCCAAGUAGUUUUGUUUUCACUUCAGUCCAUCCUUUUUUUGCCUCUGAUGGCAUGUCCCUUGGCUCAAGGCCACAUGGGAAGCACUUGUAACCAAUCUCAAUUAGCUAUUUGUUUUAAAAUUGUCCAUUUUAUGUCCUAUGACAUUAGUGAGUGAUUGCACUGGGCCUGUUUUAUGCCUACAUGUUGACAUAAGUUAUGCUGUGUGAUCAUUUAAUGUGCUGGAACUGCAUGACAAUCUCUGCCUUCCUGUCUUCUUCCAUUUGGGAGCAAUGCAAAUCCUAAUGGCAGCAGUUAAAUACAGUUUGAUAAAUAAUAAUAGAAAAGUAACAUUAGAUUAUUACUCUCCAUUACUUCUUUGAAGGCAAUUGCAUCUGCCAGUUUACAAUAUAUUUUUCCUCCUGAACAGCAGAGAAAAUCUUGACAGGCUGAAUUACCAUUUCAUUUCCAACUAGGAAAACACUGACAAGCUUUAAAGGAUGUUUUUGAAGAGAAGCCCUGGACAUCUAAAGAUGUAAACUACAGUUGGAUAAAAAAACCUCGAGGGUUCUUACGUACGGGAGACUAUUGACUGCAGCACCAUCUAAGCAAGAUUUUUGCUAUAAAACCCCACACCAUAUGUGCUUUUCCUGACUAUGACUCAUCAUCUAAAUAGAAAUUCAAUUCCAGUCUCAGGGAGUCUAUGAUUAAACAUAUUUUUUGCUGUUGCUUCUACUGUGUUUAUGUAUGAUUUUACAUCUGUCUUAUCUCUAUUUCUCUAUCCUUAAUAGUCAAUGUAAAUUCCCUGGUUGACCUGACUCACUGAUUUUUUUUUCCCCUCGGGUGAGUGAAGCUUGGUGGCUUCAGCUUAAACGAGUGGUGGCUUUGCUGGAGCCCAAAGUGACGUUGAUGUUGCUCACCUGCCAUUUUGCAGACAGUAGAAGAGGAACUCCUCCCACGUGUACUACUGUGUCCAUGUUAUGGUGGUGCCAGGGCUCAGAGGUGUGCGGUUCACAUGCUUCGGGUGCUGCCUGGAUGAUUCAAAAGAACCAUAACAGAAAACACAGGAGAUUUUGACCAGCCUCAGAAAUGGCUGUAAUUAAUUUUGGAGAUGAAUAAGUUUCCACCAGGUCAGAGUGAAUCCAUUGAAAAAGGACACCUGAGGACUUUUAAGCCUUUCUCUCCCAUGAGAUGGGCAUGGAGGUGGAACUUCCCACCCUGUAGAGGCUGCAUUGAUGAUUAAAUAUGAACUUCACAUAUGAAUGUAUUGUUUUCAACCUCAGAAAUAUUUACCAAAAAAUCAGGGAUCACGACCUACUGGACAAAAGGAAAACAGUCACAGCCCUGAAAGCUGGAGAAGACCGUGCCAUACUCCUCGGGCUGGCCAUGAUGGUGUGCUCUAUCAUGAUGUACUUCCUGCUGGGAAUCACGCUGCUACGCUCCUACAUGCAAAGUGUCUGGACAGAAGAGACUCAGUGCUCACUUCUCAAUGCAUCCAUCACAGAAACCUUUAACUGCUCGUUUAACUGCGGCCCAGAGUGCUGGAAAAUCUCUCAGUACCCCUGCCUGCAGGUGUAUGUUAAUCUCACCUCUUCUGGCCAGAAGCUUCUACUUUACCACACCGAGGAAACAAUGAAAAUUAAUUCUGAGUGCUCGUACAUCCCCAAGUGUGGGAAGAAUUACGAAGAAUCCAUGUCCCUGGUGAACGUGGUGAUGGAAAACUUCAGGAAGUACCAACGCUUCUCCUGCUUCUACGACCCCGAGGGCGUCCAGAAGAAUGUGAUCUUAACCAAACUGUACAGCUCCAACGUGCUGUUCCACUCCCUCUUCUGGCCCACCUGCAUGAUGAUCGGUGGGGUCGCCAUCGUCGCCAUGGUAAAGCUGACUCAAUACCUUUCCCUGCUCUGCGAGAGAAUCCAAAGGAUCAGCAGAUAGGAAAGGAGACUUCUCUGAGAUUUAAUUACAGUGAAAAUACUGUUUUUUCUCAUUCUUCACCAAAGAACCUUAAGUUUGUAAUGUGCAAGUCUGGUAUAAGUUCUAUAUUCUUCUAAGUAGAGCAAUAAUGCAAAAGCUGUUCUAUAUGCAAACAUGAUGUUAUUAUUAUGCAGACAAAUGAAAAAGUUACUGUUUUGUGUUGAGCGUCUCUAUGAUCUUGUUUUAAGCUGGGAUUAGUACUUUCUUUUCUACAGCCAAGAUAGGGCUCAUUGUGACCAUUGGCCAAGCUUUAGUCAAUUGAUGUUUUUGGUGUAAAAGAUUCUGGGGAAAUUCCCUGCUGGACAAAGGGCAGCCGACCACUUGUGCAUCAUUGAGGUCUCACACCUGGCUCAGUCCAUUCAAUGGAUUUGUGGCUUUGGUUUUUUUUUAAUAUUGGCAGGGUGAAUAAAGCAUUAAUUAGGGUUUUUUUACGGUAAGAUGGCACCAAAAGGAUGUAUUUUGAGUUUGGGAUAAGCAGACAGUAUUUUCAGCCUCAGCAGGACUUGGUGAUGCUUUGUGUUUGCUCCCUCAGUUCAGAAGUCAAUUGUACCCUAUGGUGUUUAUAAGGUCUAUUGGAAAACACUUUGGAGUUUUAUUUUGUGUAGUGCUAUAAUUUUCUUCUGUCUUAUCGAUAUAAUUUUUGUCACUUGAAGAAGCUGUAGCCAAAAAGCAAAAAACACCUUGUUCCAUUUUGUAUUCUAGUCUGAGCCCUAUUGAUGGAGGUGGGACCAGAACUCCUUAUGUAAAGGUUUAUUAUUCAUUUGUCUUGUAUUUGCUACCAUAUCACUGUAAAGAAAAAAAUAACACUAUCAGCUAUUUUUUCAUUUUUUACUUCCAACUAUUUUAGAUUUUUUUACUUGAUAUAUAUACAGAUAUAUAUAUAUAUAAAGAAAAAGAUAUAUUAUAUCUAGUUGUGUAUUGAAACUUGUUUAGGGGGGUUUUUUUCUUUGUUUUUACCCACUGGAAAAUGAAUAGUACAACUCAUGUAUUUGUAACCUUCGUCCUUGGAUAAUAUCAUAACAUGGAGAAACAGCACUGCAGGAUCUUAUCCAAUAUUCAUGAUGUUGUUUCAGUCAAAGGUCUCUGUUGCUAUGACAUGGGAAAUGACAAAAAUCUCAUCCAAUUCUACGGCUCUAUUAACUGAAUUGUUAGAUAAUCAUCAUAACACAUUUGGAAAUCUCUCCUGACCUUAACUCACUAUGCAGUGCUGGCUGACGUGAAUUUUUAUUUACAAGACCCAGGUGCAAUGAUUUAUUGGAAAAACUGAGAAUCUGUCAAAAUUGUUGUCCUAUCUGUCAAAUAUUUACCACAGUAUACUUGCCAGUUUAAUUUCAUACACACUGUAGUCACAAUUUCUGCAUAAUUUACUUUUAUUCCCCUAUAGAAAACAUUUCUUUUUAUGUUUUAAAGACACCUCUCUCAGUUCCUCAUAUUGCACCCGGCCUGAAGGACAAACACAAGGCACAUCCUGGGAGCAAUCCUGUGAACUCAUUAUCCAAUAGCUCAAAGAAACCAUAAUACAGGUCUACUCAAACCAAGGAAAUAACAAUUUCCCUUCAAAAAGACUGCAAAUCAAGUAUUCUGCCUAGUUCAUCUAUAUAUAUAUAUAUAUAUAUAUAAGUACCUUUCCUCAUCAUAGCAUUAAAAAUUUCAAGAUGUUACAAAACAAGUCAUGCAAGUGUAAUGUGAGCUGUAAAAAAAAAAAAAAAGAGUUCUCAGCAGUGAAAAUAAACCUGCAAUCUUGUAA
Molecule: messenger RNA, 7742 nt
Organism: Cyanistes caeruleus (blue tit)
Lineage: Eukaryota; Metazoa; Chordata; Aves; Passeriformes; Paridae
Source: RefSeq, a predicted model, not a curated record